AGUGGUUUGGUCAUGAUGCCAAUGUUCCCUUCCCCCAAUCACAUGCUCUUUCCAGCUCUGUUCACCCCUACUCUGACCCACUUCUCAUUUCAGGUGGCUCUGCUGGAACUGAACUUCCUACCCACAUCAGGCUCCAAGCUAACCAAGCGCCAACUCAUUCUAGCCCGGGACGUUUUGGAGAUUGGAGCUCAAUGGAGCAUCCUGAAGAAGGAUAUCCCGUCGUUUGAACGUUACAUGGCACAGCUCAAGUGUUAUUACUUCGACUACAAGGAUGAAUUGCCGGAGUCAGCCUACAAGCACCAGCUUCUGGGUCUGAACCUGCUCUUCCUUCUGUCUCAGAAUCGUGUGGCCGAGUUCCACACGGAGUUGGAGCGACUGCCUGCCAGAGACAUCCAGACAAAUGUCUACAUCAAGCACCCGGUCUCGCUCGAGCAGUAUCUAAUGGAGGGCAGCUACAACAAGGUCUUCCUGGCAAAGGGGAACAUUCCUGCUGAGAGCUACACCUUCUUCAUUGACAUCCUGCUUGAUACCAUUCGGGAUGAAAUUGCCGGCUGCAUUGAGAAGGCUUAUGAGAAUAUAUUAUUCAAUGAAGCUUCAAGGACACUGUUUUUCACUACACCCAAGAAGAUGACGGAGUACGCCAAGAAGCGUGGCUGGCUCCUGGGUCCUGACAACUAUUACUCAUUUAUCAGUCAGCAACAGAAACCAGAGGAGGUGACAAUCCCAUCCACGGAACUGGCCAAGCAAGUCAUCGAAUACGCCAGGCAUCUCGAAAUGAUUGUCUGAUGGAGAGGAGGGACUGUUUACGGGCUGUGGGGUGGGUGGGAAAGCUGGUUAGGGGGGUGGCGGAAGGGAGGGUGGUGUUUUUUUUUUCUCUCUGUUUGGGAUUGGGAGGAAUAUCUGGUUCACAAUGUUGAAGAACGUCCUUGGAUCUGCUCUGUCCUGAGCCGAGAUACUGCUGGGGAGGUUCCGGCAGUGGAAAACGUUACUGAGCUGCACGGACCAUGCCAAGAACUGAUCCUGAGUUGGGUCACCAAGUAUCCAGUCUGUACAUGGUGUUUUUUUUAUAUCUGUACCGUUAGGAUAUGAUGGUCAUGUGGGACUUUUUUAAAAAAUCUUUUGGUCUUCAACCUGCAAAUGAAUUCCGCUUUCUCUGAGGUUUUACUGCCACCCUUAGGCAUCGAUGUCAGUGUUUUAUUUUUAAACUCGUUCAGUUCUCCCCCAGGCCGAAUAUAGCGAGUUACAGUUACUGCUGAGUUUUAUCUGUGUAUGAUCAGAGGGGCAUCACCUACUGUCCAAAUUAAACCCAAACUAUUAUUGCACAA
Messenger RNA from Chiloscyllium plagiosum (whitespotted bambooshark), 1325 nucleotides. NCBI's taxonomy places the organism in Eukaryota, Metazoa, Chordata, Chondrichthyes, Orectolobiformes, Hemiscylliidae. The record is from RefSeq and is a predicted model, not a curated record.